UAUUAGAGUAGAAAUGUUUUCAAACGGCAAACGUAUGUUAUUUUCGCGCUUGAUUCUAUUUGUCGCCUUUGUAGGCAUAAAGGGUAUUGCUGCAGAUGUUGAGUUUAAUAAUAUCAAGUGUAUUGCUUGUGACAAGAAAUAUUUGGAAUUCGACUAUUGUUACUUGAGGUCCGAAAACCGCACGUAUAAAUACUUAUCAAUAAAAACCUUACUCCAUCAAUUGCCAGUGCGAAAUUGCAAGAUAAUUUUUAGAGUUGCAAAACGCGACACCCGCAGCAUAGUUGGACAAUAUGACGGAUCUGUAGAUGCCUGCAAAUUUUUGAAAGAUGGUCGUAAUCCAAUAGCCAAUCAUAUAUACCAGACAUUUAAACCAUAUUCAAAUAUUAAUCACACAUGUCCUUAUGACCACGAUUUAAUACUGGAAAAGGUUUCAGUACACCAUGUGAACAGUGUAAUACAAAAUUUUAUUCCCAAUGGACGAUUUUUGCUUAAUCUAACAUUUUAUAAUAACAAUAUUGCACGUGCUUCGGUCAUCGUCUAUUUUUCAAAAUCAUAA
Molecule: messenger RNA, 556 nt
Organism: Drosophila navojoa
Lineage: Eukaryota; Metazoa; Arthropoda; Insecta; Diptera; Drosophilidae
Source: RefSeq, a predicted model, not a curated record